AUCCGUCUUUAAGGCUACCAAGAGUCACCGAGUGCCAGUCCUGGCACUCGUCGAAAAGCCGAUAUAACGUCCGAACCGCAGAAAAUCAAGGUCUCACUUUACUUCCAUUUUGAAGAGAACACCCCGGGCUAUCAGCCUAUGAUAAAAAAGGAAUACAGUCGCAUCGGGAAAUUUUUUCAGAUGGUCUAAUUUUCCAAAGAUCUCCUAGAAAACCUGUUUCAGAAAACCCUUUUGAAAACAAUUUUGGUUACGAAAACAUGUCUCCAAGUCUCCUCUUUCGAUGAGACGAUAACCAGGACGCAAACUGGAGCUCUCUAGCUCUUUUUUAUCACAAGUUAUUCAAAAAAUAGCCAGAGAAACUGUUUUUCGGUGUGGAUAAUAGUUUUUGUAUAAGGGUUGGAACUAUUAUUUGCAUGCCAUAAUAUUCGCUGAAGUGUCGGCUUCAAAAGUAUAACUCGCGUUUUUUCAAAUUUCAUUCAUUUUUCCUAAAAAGUUGGAAUUUUGCCCGUAAUUCUCGAUCAGAACUCAACGUGUAUAUGAUAAAAAUAUCAUAUUUGGAAUCAAACUUUUUCGCCUCUCAUUUAGAAAAUAUGAAUUUUCUUAGCAAUGAAACAAAAUUUGAAAAAAACAUGAGUUAUACUUUUGAAGCCGACACUUCAGCGAAUACCAUGGCAUGCAAAUAAUAGUUUUAAUCCUUAACACAAACAUUAGAUAGGUUUUCAAAAUUAGGUGGGCGCAUUUUAGAAACUCGAUUUGGGACGUCCCUGCCAGAUCGGCCUUAAAGGUUCAAAUCGAUUAAACACCGUUUUUAAACUGAGGUUUUUUAAAAUUAUGAAAAAAAUAAUCAUUUUUUUCUCACUCCUUUUAUCCUAUUGGUAAAGAUAGUCUUUACCCAUAUCUAUAAUUAAGAAAAUAACCGGCAAGAAGAUUUGAAUUGUUUUUGUUUCUUUUUCAGACCUUGUUGACCAUGACGACAUAAAAAAUGAGCUGGUUAAAAAUCAUGAUGCAUUACCAACAAUCAUUAAAACUUCAAUAGCUAAAGUUGAUGACCCAGCGCCAAUGCAAAUACUCUAUUCGAUGUCAUUCAAUCAAGAAGCACUUGAUGGUCUCAAAGAUGAUAAAGAUUUUCUAGAACACGUUAAAGAACAAGAAAAAUCAGAUAAUCAAGAUGUACAAAUAGCAGCAAAAGGUAUAUAUAGCACGAUUUCUCUGAAAAACUAG
Didymodactylos carnosus is the source of this 1221-nucleotide messenger RNA. The record is from the annotation of a GenBank genome assembly. NCBI's taxonomy places the organism in Eukaryota, Metazoa, Rotifera, Eurotatoria, Philodinida, Philodinidae.